Molecule: messenger RNA, 555 nt
Organism: Teleopsis dalmanni
Lineage: Eukaryota; Metazoa; Arthropoda; Insecta; Diptera; Diopsidae
Product: elongin-B-like
Exons: 4
Coding region: 144-530 (128 amino acids)
Biological process (GO): transcription elongation by RNA polymerase II
Cellular component (GO): elongin complex; VCB complex
Source: RefSeq, a predicted model, not a curated record
UCAACAACUUUUUCUAUAAAAUUAGUUUCUUCAAACAACUACUGGAUAAGUUCCGCAUCGUAUUUACCGAUAUUUGCGAUUACAACGAGUUCCAGUGUUGUUAUUGAGUUGUUACAAAAAUAUCGCCAGCAGUAACUUCAAUCAUGCAGGCAACGGAGGGUUUAAAGAAUAUUUUUCUGAUUAUUCGAUGGAGGAAGACCAGCCUUUUCAUUCAAGUUCCGGAAAGGGCACCAGUUAACGAAGUCAAGCUAAUGAUCGAAGGUAUAACUAAAGUUAGACCUGACGAUCAGAAGUUAUUCAAUGAGGAGCUUGAGGAAAUCGAAAGUGGUGGUACCUUGGACCAGUUCAAUAUUACUAAGCUAAAUGCAAAAGCUGAAAAACCGUUUGAAUUGGGCAUGUCAACAAGGAACUGGAAUGGUGAAUUUGAUCCACUUGCAAUUAUUCCGUACUCCAAACCACAAAAGUUGUGUGAAAUAGUUAACCCAAAGAAUUUCAAUGACACUGGUGGACCAAGCACCUCCAAGCGUUAAUAAUAAAAUUCCUCGCGUAUAAAAU